CACCUUGAUUUCAUUUUAGUCUAGAAACUAUGCUUUAUUUCUAAGUGGUCUAUUAACUUUCAGAUUCAUUUCAAUUUUGUUUACUUGGUCAAAGAUAACGGAAAACUUCCUAUUCUGUUAGAGAACAGUUAGUCCUCUGACUAUAUUUUUUUUGAUUUUUUAGUCCUUAAAUUUAUAUUUGUUAUAAAAAUAGCUUUUUUACUUAAAAUUAUUAUUUAUAGGCUCCGAUACCAAAUUUUUAUACAGGUUUUCCUAUUUCUUUAAUUUGGUAUUAGGGCCUGAAAGCCAUCAAGAGAUUAUAAUAUUGUUUAAUUGUGAUUGGUAUGACACGAACCGAGGAAUACGUGUCAAUGUUGAACACGGAAUUGUUGAUGUCAAUCCAAGCCACGGAUAGAACUACCCGAGGAUGGUUGGCAGCAUGUAAAAUCAAAUCUAGACAUCUAAUUGAGACCUCACCUACCUCAUCUUCAGGAGAGGUUGAUGAUAUUUUUGAAGAUGAUGACCCCUCCAUAAUGCAAGGCUCUUCAUUAGCUAUAGAUUUAACUGCAUACCAAUCACUUCAACUAUGUGCAGAAGGUGUUACAGAAGUUGAGGUUGAUACUAUUACAUCUAAAGAAGAGGAGGACUAUGGAGAAGAAAAAGAUUCAGAAUCCUCAGGAAAUAGUGAUAAUGUUGCGGAUGGAUGUCUGGAAAUCCUACAGGUUCAGCAAGGAGGAGAUCUUCCUCCUCAGGAUCACAAGAGCAACACAAUUUUCAUCACCCACAGCUGUUUACUGAUACCGCGUGUUUCUGCUUCUGCUUAUCUUCUCCCUCCCGACAAGCCCCCCAAGCCACCGACUUUCUUCCCCCUUGAAAAACCCGGUGAGAUCUUAAUGAAUUUCUCUUCCUUUCUUGUUAAAUCACAAGAUUUGGGGCUUAGAAUCUUCUCCCUCAACCCAGAAAAUCCCGAAUCUGCUCUGCUCUUCUCCCUUGUCCGCCGGCUGUUAUGUGGGUUUGAAUUUUUGGGCAUUUUUUGGUUUCCGUGAGUUUCCCCUGCAGAUGCCACCGGCUUCUUCUCCCUGCCAAGUCCGAUUCU
This is a messenger RNA of Rubroshorea leprosula, 1075 nucleotides long. Lineage: Eukaryota; Viridiplantae; Streptophyta; Magnoliopsida; Malvales; Dipterocarpaceae. The record is from the annotation of a GenBank genome assembly.